AUCCCCACUUCCCUGCACUCAACCGAAUGGCGCGCGGCGAGAGGUUGUGCUCGCUCAGUUUCGUGUCGUGUUUCUUACGUCCUCGAAUACUUUGCAAUAAUACUUUUCCUUCGCGACAUGAAUGGGAUUAUUUGUUCGAAAUAUAACAAUUUAGGUGCGAUCGUCUGAUUAAUUGUGUCCCGGAAAAAUGUGUUACCAAUAACGUGUUGUUUAUUUGUUGUGAAGUGAUCGAAUAAAAUAUAAAAACCGGAUACCGUUGAGAUGGGUUCCAAAAUCGAAUACGUGGAUUCGUCACAUCUGUACGCUACAAACUACGUUCGAAAUUCGAAAGCUAUCGGUGUGCUUUGGGCAAUAUUUACGAUUUGCUAUGCGAUUAUAGCCGUUGUUGCAUUCGUGACACCUGAAUGGAUCGGAGAUUUAGAGACGGAGUAUCCAAGGAAGUUUGGACUGUGGCAAGUUUGUAAAGCUGACGAGGUGGAGGACUGUAAAGGGCGGUUAGACGAUUUCCUAUCAAUAAAUGGGCUGGUAUUCAAAAUUGCGACCGUGUUAGUGGGAAUAGCGGUCGCGCUCGCCCUGUUUACAAUAUGUGCAAUGCUGUUAUUCUUCUUUUGUCAAUCGACGACGGUGUUUCAUAUUUGCGGUUGGCUGCAGCUUUUAUCUGCUGCGGCUAUGGUGGCUGGCGUGGCGGUGUACCCUGCUGCGUGGAGUGAAACCUCCGUCCAGGAGACGUGUGGACCGACCGCUGACCAAUACAACAUUGGUCGUUGUCACAUCCGCUGGGCGUAUCUGUUGGCUGUAAUAGGGUGCCUCGACGGUAUCGUGCUGGCUGCCCUUGCAUUCAUCUUGGCCACUAGACACGUGAGGCUGCAGCCCGAUAGUGGCUAUCCACCACCUUCUUUGUACAAAGGCGAAGUGAACAACGCUUAUGUGACCGACGCGACAUCUGUCUCCGGAUCGCGGAAGUCCCUCGCGCUUCAGCCAGUACUCAUUAUGCAUCCACAUGCCCCAAUGGAUAUGGACACCUAUUCACAUUAUUCUGGAAGAACGGCGAGGUCGAAACACGGCAUUUAUGCUAAUACAAUGCAUAAUUAUCAACUAUAAAAUACAACAAAUAUUACGAGGUUACAUUUGUUAAGUAGUACCGCCAUCAGCCAAUAGAUGGCUCUUUUCCAAAUUUAAAUUCGCUCUAUGAAGACUAUUUUAUUGCGUUAUUUGUAAGUUUAAUUAAUACAACAAACCUGAAUUUAAUUUAAGCAAUUGAUGUAAGAUAUUACGUUAGUUAUAAUUGUGUAUAUAUAUGUAUAAUUUUAACAUAAGUAUUUCGAAAUUACUUUAUAAUAGUUAAUAAUAAGAUAAGUACAUAAAUUUAACAGAAUAAUGUGCGAUAAAACAACGAAGAAUUCGAUACACGAGUAGGUAAUUUUGUAAUUGUCUUUUAUUUUUAUAUGUUUUUAAUUAAAUGGUAAUUAAAGAUAA
Molecule: messenger RNA, 1476 nt
Organism: Galleria mellonella (greater wax moth)
Lineage: Eukaryota; Metazoa; Arthropoda; Insecta; Lepidoptera; Pyralidae
Gene: Tmhs
Product: LHFPL tetraspan subfamily member 3 protein
Exons: 4
Coding region: 262-1101 (279 amino acids)
Biological process (GO): sensory perception of sound
Cellular component (GO): plasma membrane
Source: RefSeq, a predicted model, not a curated record